AGAAUAGAGAAGGAUUAUGCGGGAAAGUGAGAAAGGAUUAGAGAGGGUGUUAGGGGAGUGAGAAGGAUUAAGAAACUCCCCUGAAUUUUAAACAAGGAACCCACUCCAUUCUUGCUGGGCUCAAACAGCCCCAAAAUGUUCUAAAAUAAACGGACCCUAUUUUCCAUUUGAUUUGAAAGGGGGCGAAACAAUAACGUGGGGAACUCCCCUAGCUACCACGUCAACACAUUUCUCCGCCCUUCUUCCUAUUUCCCCUUCCUGUUUGACCGUUACCAUCGCCAUCGCCACCGGCCAAUGCUCGUUCCUACUGCCUUCAACGCCCUCAAAUCCUCAAGGUCAAUAUCUUGGUCGCCGACGGGCAGGCUUCAGCAAACCUUGGCGGGAUGUCUGGAGCUGAGUGGGAUAUCUCUGCAUUCUGGGAAAGUUGCGAAAGUGAAGUUGUGUCCCGAGUUUGCUGGCAGAGGAAGGUAUUUUGAUUUCAAAUCCAACUUCAUUCCUGCAUCGAUCGAUUAUGCCGAAGACUCGCCUCUUUGCACCACGCUUUCUAAGGAUGGGUUUAAAAUUCGAACAGUUGAGCAUUUGCUUUCUGCCAUGGAGGCCAUGGGGGUCGACAAUUGUAGGAUCGUGAUAACGAAUGAAGAUGCCAAAGACAGCGAAGUCGAGGUUCCAAUUUUUGAUGGAUCUGCGGGUAAAUGGGUGGAUGCGAUAGAGGAGAUUGGUCUUAAGUUGGCUAUAGACCAGUGUGGCAACUUCUGUGAAAAAAUGGCACCACAUGUAAAUCAGCCUGUCCAUGUGUGGAGGAAUGACUGUUUUCUUAUUGCUUUUCCAGCCACAGAAGUUCGUAUCACUUAUGGAAUCGACUUUCCUCAGGUGCCUGAAAUUGGCUGCCAAUGGUUUUUUACUGCCCCUUUGGACAACAAGUUCUAUGCUGAGCAAAUAGCCCCAUCAAGAACCUUUUGCAUUUAUGAGGAGGUUGGUGUAGAGCAAAUGCGUAAUAUGGGACUUAUAAAAGGAGGCUCAAUGGAAAAUGCUUUAGUUUGCAGUGUCAGCAAAGGUUGGAUCAAUCCACCGUUGCGUUUCCAUGAUGAACCUUGUCGUCACAAGGUUUUAGAUUUAAUUGGCGAUCUGUCGCUUUUUGCGCAGUUGGGCAGUCAAGGGAUUCCGUUGGCACACUUAGUGGUUUACAAGGGUGGUCAUGCUAUGCACGCAAAUUUUCUUCGCCGCUUAUUGGAAAGGAUUUAAGUGGACAAGCAGCUGUUUUCCCUUGCAAAAGUGUAAAAGUGUUCUGCAAUUGAGGAGUCCACAAUACUUUCUUAGUUCCUUCCUUCAUCAGCUGACACCCAAAUGCAUGCUCAUUGAGGAGGAUAUCCUGAGCAAGUGAAGAACGGUACAGCUCUAGAUAGUGUUAUUGAUACAAUUUAUUUGACGAAGUCAAUGCAAAUAGUUAGAGAAUGACAGUUAAAUUGCCAAGGAUUGGUGCCUCUUUUAGAUGAUAGAUGUUAAAACUUCACUCCAGGUUAUUAGUGUAGAUGCAAAUUGUAUUGUAGGUUGUCACUAGGAAGGAUUCAUGGGAGUUUUCUCGAACUUUGUUAAUCAUCACCAUAAUCAUACAAAUUGACAAUUGAUGUUUUAAACAUUUUUCCACUUAGUAACAUCUUUUGAUCUCUAAACUUCUAUAGAUCAGCUUCUCAA
This is a messenger RNA of Cucumis sativus (cucumber), 1692 nucleotides long. Its product is annotated as probable UDP-3-O-acyl-N-acetylglucosamine deacetylase 2, mitochondrial. Gene Ontology annotation, biological process: lipid A biosynthetic process. The record is from RefSeq and is a predicted model, not a curated record. Lineage: Eukaryota; Viridiplantae; Streptophyta; Magnoliopsida; Cucurbitales; Cucurbitaceae. Bases 295 to 1242 code for a protein of 315 amino acids. The transcript is spliced from 8 exons.